CUGUUUACCUGUUACUGGAGAGCUUCCUGCCAGGAUCCAUCCUCAUGCUGAAAGGUGGAACCUGAGGCCUGCAGUAUAGUUCCUAGUGAUCCAGGAAAGCCCUCUGUGCCCUGCAUCAGUUCCCGACUUUGGGUCUCACACUAGAACAUCCAUAACUGUCCUUCUCCACUUAAGUAUCAUUUAGCUUACAAACCAGAGGCAGCAAGCCAAUUACUCCCUGGGGUCUGAAACUUCAACCUGGGAGGAAGACUAUUCCACAGCAAAGGUAUGAAUGCAGAAAUGCACAUCCUAAUCCAGUUCAUAAGCAGAGGUGCACAAUGUCUGAAAAAUCGAAGCCAUGAGAUAAGAAACUCUUUCAGAGAAAAAGAAGUUAACUGGGGAGAUGUUGAACUAUGUGCACUGCAUAGGGCAUCGGGCAGCCCAUUUCACUCUGGAGGCUUCAGUUUCCGCAUCCGUAGAAUGGAGGCUUGCCCCGGGUGCCAUGGUCUUUGAUUCUUAGUCUGACACAACCUGGGUUGCUAUGAGCUGGCUCUCUGGGUCUUGAAUCAACUAUUAAAGGAGGGUAACAGAAAUACCUGUCUCCUAAGGGGGUUGCAGGAUUAAAUGAAAUAGAGAAAAUGUGAAAUGUGCAGCACAGCGCCUGGCUAUUGUUACUUCUCCAAGGGGGUGCCAGGUCCCGGGGGAACUGGGGCCGCCCGGAGCGCAGCGCAGCCCGCACCGGGCCUGGUGGCCUGCCCCGCCCACGUGGGGCUGCGGCCCGUCGAAUGACUCCGUGCAACGUGUUGGUGGCGGCGGCCGCGGCGGCGGCGGGCGGCUCGGACUCUUCCGGGCGCCGCAGCUUCCUGCCAAGCACCGCGCAGCCGCCUGGCUCCGCCGCGGGAGUAGCCGGUGCAGGCCUCGGCGCCGGUGCGGGACCCAGGGUUCCGCCGCGCUCGCCGAGCCCGACCCCGGGCCGCCGGACCGCACCAUGCGCGCCGCGCCGCCUCCCGCGCGCCUUCUGCCGCUGCUGCUGCUGCUCGCGCUCCUGGCCGCGCCCGCCGCCCGCGCCAGCAGAGCCGAGUCCGCCGCCCCGCCGCAGUCCGGAUCCGAGCGCCAGCCGCGGCCGCCGCCCGGCCCGGGGCCCGGGAACGCCACCGGGAUGGGCUCCGGGGAGGCGGCGGGCGGCGGCGGCGGCGGCAGCUCCAACAGCAGCGGUGACGCCCUGGUGACCCGCAUCUCCAGCCUGCUCCGCGACCUGCCCACCCUGAAGGCGGCCGUGAUCGUGGCGUGCGCCUUCUCCGCCUUCCUCAUAGCCUGCCUGCUGCUGCGCGUCUUCAGGUCGGGGAAGAGGUUGAAGAAGACCCGCAAGUAUGACAUCAUCACCACUCCGGCUGAGCGAGUGGAAAUGGCCCCGUUGAACGAAGAGGAUGACGAGGACGAGGACUCCACAGUAUUUGACAUCAAAUACAGGUAAAACCUGUUCUCCAGCGUGUUGGCAUCCUGUGGCUGGUCGGCUGAAGCUGGGGGGUGUGAAGGAUCUGGAAGCUGUCCCGUCCGAGGUGUUGAAACCAAAACAAACAUUAUUUAUGAAACUCUGGCACAGUUGUGUGUAGAAUGUCGGCUCCGAAUGUCACUGCAGGAGACACCACCCUCUGGACGCCCCUUUAAAAUGUCACCCUUUAUUCCCUCCUCAAAAAGGCUUUUGCCUUGCUAAGGGGCAAGGGGAAACAUGCUGAUUUAAAAAAUAAUUUUAAAGCAACUGCCGACAAAAGUAAAAGAGAUCAGAAGUUAUCAAGAACCUAAAAAAAGCCUAAAGGAUAUUCAGCGGCAUAUUUAGGGUUUCUGACAGUCUGCUCUCCUGGAUCUACGAACUUUUAGAUGUCUGACCCUUUGUGGUCUUUCUGGGCUUGGUCGAGUUCUGGCCUUUCGUUGGUGGUGGCCGCGUGAAAGUUCAGAGUGCAAGGGGUCGGAGCUGCUCAGCUCGUAGCAGAUGUAAACACGUCCUGUGGCUCCUUUGCUUUUCCUUUUUUGAAAGGGUUCAGCAGAAUUAGGCAUGGCUAGCUCACAAAGAAUUCUCAAUAUCAGGGAGAAACCUAGACCUGUGUGUGUGCAUGUGGGUGUGUGUGUGCAUGUGUGUGUGUGUAUGUACAUGUGAGAUAAUUUCUCCAUCUCUAAAGAGAAAAGAAAGUGUUUGGCAGCCUUUGCUUAGUAACAUCCAUUGUAUGUUUCUCUGCCCUGUCACCGUUCUACAUUGUUGGUCUUAGAAAUGGAAUUUUAAAAAAAUCACUGUGAUAAUUUAAAUGAAUGGUGAUUUGGUUGGCUGAACAAAGCCCACUGCCAGGGACUACGUUUGCAGUUGGUCCAGGCCAGACUGGCCUAGGAACCCACCUGGACCCAGGAGGUUACUGCAGGAAGGCCCCUCCCGCAGGUGGGUUUGGGUGGUGGCUUCUCUUGCAGCUCGAGUGCCCGACACUUGCUGGAAGCAGGGCCUCGGGCUGACUUCUCAGGAUGAUAGAGGCCUCCCAUUUCACUGUUUCCCCCGGGUUAUUUGCUACAACGGAUAUCCUUCUGCUAAAGUCUCCUAGCAGCGCCUUUGGGGGCCGGCUACUCUGUUCUCUCUGGAAAGGUGUUUUGUAAUUUUUUUUAUCAUCUCCUCUUUUCUGGCAUUCUGCAGGGUUUGCAAAUUUGCCUGUUUAUUGUCUGCUUCACUGCUUGGGAUGAAAACUCUGGCCUUUCCCUACUCGCCCCUAUUUUCAGAUUUUUCGGUGUCCUGAGAAGGGGCUGCCCUGCUUUGGGGUCCCUGGUUCCCAAGGCCCGCUGGGCAUGGGUGCUCUGCAGCCCUGGCCCAUCAGGGUGGCACUUCGGCCUCUGCAGAAGAGAGGGGCGGCCACUCUGAGGACAGUGGCCUCCUGCUCCUCGGCUCCCUCCCGUGAUUUUGCUUCUUUUGUUGACUUUCCUUCUCCCUUUCUCCGCCCUGUUUGCCAGAGGGGUGGGCCUGCUUUAUCUCUACCCUCCACCGUGUCCUCGUGGGCCUGGGUGGUGACUAAACGGGAUGGGCCGCCUAGCAGCUGUGCGCUGUCCGGACCUUUGAACUGGAACCGUGGCUCACACUGGCCUUUCCGACAACCGCGUCUGAACCAUCUGCGGAGAAGCUGGAUUCUUCUGCCUGACGUAUGAACGCCGGCCUCUGUCUGCCAGGUGCUCGUCACAGGGCCUGGCAGAGGCGGCCACCAAGAAUGACCUUCCAGAUGCCACAGCUUUGGCACUAGAGGCUCUUAAAUAAAAAACCCUUCUGGCGUGAGCUGUGUAUGUAUCAGU
Molecule: messenger RNA, 3297 nt
Organism: Balaenoptera acutorostrata (minke whale)
Lineage: Eukaryota; Metazoa; Chordata; Mammalia; Artiodactyla; Balaenopteridae
Gene: FAM174B
Product: family with sequence similarity 174 member B
Exons: 3
Coding region: 968-1453 (161 amino acids)
Source: RefSeq, a predicted model, not a curated record